Messenger RNA from Verruconis gallopava, 4271 nucleotides. RefSeq lists its product as uncharacterized. Gene Ontology annotation, cellular component: membrane coat; AP-3 adaptor complex. Bases 83 to 2560 code for a protein of 825 amino acids. Gene Ontology annotation, biological process: vesicle-mediated transport; intracellular protein transport. NCBI's taxonomy places the organism in Eukaryota, Fungi, Ascomycota, Dothideomycetes, Venturiales, Sympoventuriaceae. The record is from RefSeq and is a predicted model, not a curated record. The transcript has 3 exons.
CUCGCCGGCGUCGGCGUCUGCCACAGACUCCGGACGCAUUAACACAAUCAAAUACGGCUUGCCAGUACGAUCUUGGAGCAUCAUGGAGUCAAUAUCCAAGAUCUCGAGCAUGCUGGAGACAGCACGAGACCUCACCAUAGAAGCAGCACGCGAUGCCAGUUUCACUCGCAAGGCCCCGACGAGACCUAUACCGUCCAUAGCUUUGAAGAAGCUGCUAGAUAGCAGGAAGGAGAGCGAUGUUCUGGAAGGGAUGCGGCGCGUUACCUCAAUGUCGUACAAGAAGCAAGCCACCUUACAGUACUUCUCGCAUGUCGUAAAGAACAUCGCCUCGCCAAAUCUCGAAAUUAAGAAGCUCGUCUAUUCCUAUCUUGUUCAACAUGCGGAGGAGGCCCCCGAUACUGCUUUGCUGUCCAUCAACACCAUUCAAAAGUCUCUGUCGGAUACAGACCCACACCUCCGUGCGCUUGCGCUACGCACAAUGUCAAGCAUUCGAGUUCCUGUCAUAUCACAAAUCGUAGCGUUAGGAAUAAAAAGGGGGGUAGGCGACAUGAGCCCGUACGUACGCCGUGCCGCAGCUCUGGCAAUUCCAAAGUGCUACAGAUUGAAUCCGGACACCAUGCCCUUACUAGAGGAACAGUUGGGGAUCUUAUUAGGUGACAAGAGCUACUAUGUAGCUGGGGCAGCCGUAAUGGCGUUUCUGGAGCUGUGUCCGGACCGUAUCGAUUUGCUGCAUUCUCACUAUCGAGGCCUGAUCAAGAAGCUGGUCGACAUGGACGAGUGGGGUCAGCUGGCAACGAUUCGGGUCAUGAUGGUUUACGCAAGACGCUGCUUCCCACGUCGAUUAAAAAGGGAAAAGAAGGCAAAGGACCAAACACCUUCUGCAACUACGGAGGCUGUCCAUGGUGAUACCUCUGAAGAUAGCGCAUCCAAGAUCUACUCGGAUUCACUAUCAGAUGACGCUUUCUCUCUGGACGCGGACUUGGAAGCAUUGCUCACGUCUGCCAAGUCACUGCUAAUGUCACGGAAUUCGGCUGUCAUCGUUGCUGUUGCGCGCAUGUAUCUCUACAUUGGGACCGCAUCCUACCUUCAACUUGCAAUCGGACCUCUACUAUCGCUUUUGCGAGCCGGUCAAGAUGUCCAACAAGUGGCGUUGCACAAUAUUAUCCAAAUAUGCCUUCGUCAUCCACAGCUCUUCUCAUCAUACGCAUCGCACUUUCUUCUGCACUCCCGCGACGGUCCGAUAAUACAAGAUUUAAAGCUUGAAUUGCUCACCUUGAUCUUUCCCUAUACGAACUCUAUUACCCGGUCUCUAAUUCUCUCUGAACUGUCGCAUUUCACAAACUCGUCUGACGAGCAUUUGGUCCGAGCUGCCGUAGAAGCAAUUGGACGAUGUGCACAGAGUUCACCAACGCCGGAACUGAGCUCGCAAUGUUUGCGGCUUCUACUUACGCAAUUGUCCUCACCAGAUGCGCAUCUAGUUGCUUCCUCACUCGAUGUGAUAAGGCACCUCAUUCAACGCGAUCCACAAGCGCACGUGAAAACUAUUGUACGAUUAGCAAAGAGUCUCGAUGCACUUACUGCGCCGUCAGCCCGAGCAAGUAUUAUCUGGCUGGUCAGCGAAUACGCAACAUUAGACCAAGAAAAUAGCAUCGGGGCUGAUGUUCUUCGAAUAUUAAUUAAAGGUUAUGCGGAAGAAGAAGACGAGGUCAAGGCGCAGAUUAUCUUGCUUGCCGCAAAGGUUUACCUUCAGUACCUUCUCACGAGCAAAAAGACGGCCCAGCUAAAUACACUACAAUUGACACAGCAAGAACAAAGUAAUCACGAUCAGACUACAAGCAACGAGCUUCAGGAAAGCGCCUGGAUAGAUGAUACAAAACCCAACAUCGAUAAUGAUGAAGAUGACAAUCAUCCUAUUCCGCGUUUAUGGCGCCACACACUGCUUCUUUCUCGCUACACGCCGAACUACGAUCUUCGCGACAGAACGAGGCUAUACCUUUCACUUCUAUCCACUCCAAAAACGUCCACAGAUCUUGCUUCAUUGCUUCUGCUAGCUCCAAAGCCCGUCCCCUUGGCACCGUCACCCAGCCAAGCACGCAAGGGCUUCCUGGUUGGAUCUGCUAGUCUUAUAAUUGGACAUUCUGGCUUAAAAGGUUACGAAGAUCUUCCUCCUUGGGUUAAAGAAGGUGAAGAACCUGACCCUAGGCUGCGGGAUGUCGGAAGCAGCGGAAGUAACGAGUAUAUGUCUGGUCAGAGCAUGAGUGCAGCCCAACAGCUGGACUCUAUGGCUGCUCGUCAAGGCAGUACAUUUGCUGCUGCAGGAAAAGUGAACGGCUUGAACAAAAUUGUCGGGCCAGGGAAAGAAAAGACACUCGAUGAUUGGCUUGAUGAGGAUGAAGGAGAGGAUGAUGAAAAUGAGGAUGAAAACAGCACAGAAGAGGAGACAGAAAGCGAGGAGGAAAGCGAGGAAGAGGAGGAGGAGGAGGAGGAGGAGGAGGAGGAAAGUGAGUAUGAGACUGACAGCGAGGAAGAGACAGAUGAGAGAUCUGGGCUGGUGAAAUGAUAGCAUUAUUUUGGAUUCAAGAGACGCAUGUCCUUCUUGCACGUCAGGAUGUCGAAGCGGCAUUUUCCAUAUCGAUCUGCGAAGAAACCUUUGUGAAUGGACGGGCAUUUUUCUCAAGACGCACUACCUAAACGUCAUCGAUACCGUUUUUUGGAUCCAAGGAAUGAACAACAUAUUGCGUCUCUCUCAAAGCUGGAGAUUCAGAGUCAAUGGUGCACAUGACAACACUAGGAAUUGGAGCGGAUGUCCAAAAAUUUGUGCAUAUAAGGGCAAUACACAUUUUAUGCAUAGCAGCAUUUUGUUAUCCUCCAACCACACGAUGACUCUUCAGCUGGGAAUAAAAUAUAUUCCGUCAUCUAGGUGAAUGAGGCAUCGAUACUCAGACAACAACACCUUUAGAGGCAUAUCGUAGCUCCUGGUCUUCGGCUAAUCCCCCACUCGCAACAUUGUCUUUCGCGUAAUAGGCACCUACUGCUUGGUGGCCCAGGCAAAUAAUGCUGCAGUUGUCGGAUUUGCAGUCCAUCCAUGACGCACUACGUCACGGCUCCAUUUCUGGGCGGAUGGCACAUCUAUAAGAUUGCGGCUUCUAUAACCCAAUCGAGCCAAGCCAGAAUAAACAACGACAUUGAAAAGUCUUCCUGGCAUCCCUACCAUCAUUUCACUUACGGUGCCUCCUAUGACUAGCCACGUCGCUCUAAUCGGAUCGGUCAGGUACAACUUCCAAGCGUCUUCACCAAAAUGGUCUUCGAAUUGUUGCACAGACUUGUCGUAGGUUGGCGGCAAGGGCUCAAAUGCGUGGUUGAACACCUUGAGAAAGGCAAGCCACAAAAUCGAUGCCUUUGCGAAAUUUAGAAUGUCAAUCUCUCGGUAGUACUCGGUGAGCGUCUCAAUGAGCAAUUUUGCCGUGACAGCAAACAGAACUUGCGCAGUCAUGAUCGAGGCAGCAAACACGGUGUCCCUGUACGAGAAGGCCUGGAUCGCAAGUAAGACCAGAAGAAUGCCGGUUCCGAUUCGACCAAACGUUAAUUCUACGACCAAAGUCCACAAGAAGGCCUGACCAACUUUCGCGGCGGCGUGGAUGGAUCGCGAGAUUUGUUUUUGGUGAAAGAUGGUGUAGAUGAAAAAUUGGAAGUUGAAGCCAUCACUGGUGAAUUGGCGGCGCAAUUCGCCAGUGUAAGAAGGAGCAUGAUUUGUGGCAAGCCAAAUAGGUGCAAAAUGGCAGAAUUGCAUAUAUCCGAUAGCACCAGCGAAGAACAAAUCGGCGAGAGCGGCAUUAAGCUCUAGGAAAGAAGGCGUCGUGGUAGAGGCAAGUCCCUUCCAUGUCGGAGACGUGCUUACCACGAUCCCAAUGCCGACGAGCAAAGAUAUCAGAAAAGAUAUGGUCGUUUUCAUAGCGGCAGCUAGCAGAUUGAAGGUACACACCAGGGAAAUUUCUUGCUCAUGCCAUGGAUGUUAAGAGGGGUGAUGCACUUAAAAUCCUGCCAACACUGCUCCCUGCCGAUCCUGGUCAUCUGAUAACUGCUUAACCUCCGGUAUAAUCGGCAGCGGCAACUCUUUAUGGAACCGCCGCUGUACUUCGUGCAGAUGAUCAAAUCUGAUCUUAAUUGACUAUAGAAAGUUCGUGUGCUCCAUCCAACUACAAGGAUAACAGAGCCUUCUCCAACCCAACUACUGUAACAGGGACGUAAUAUAAACUAGAACCUCGUCAGAG